AUUAAACGGAAGUAGGUACGUGGCCGCUUCAGCUGACAUUCGGCACGAUGGCGAUGGAAAUACAGAGCUCCGACCCCAACAGUGGCAGCUCCAGUCGGCUUGAAGUGUCCAUCGACGGACUGACCCUCAGCCCUGAUUCCGAAGGCGACCAGGAGCAUGUCGAAAGGACAGAUUCUCCACAGCUGGAGCAGGAAAGCGAAGUUCAGAGUUCACCUGAGGGCAAAGAUGUGGAAGAGGGCGACACUGCCAAAGCCAUGGAAAGGAAAUGGGGAUUUUCUCUCGAGGAGCUGUAUGGUCUGGCACUGAAAUUCUUCAAAGAAAAAGAUGGCAAAGCCUUCCACCCGACUUAUGAAGAGAAGCUCCGUCUGGUGGCCCUCCAUAAGCAGGUCCUUCUGGGCCCCUACAACCCCGACGCCUCUCCGGAAGUGGGCUUCUUUGAUGUCCUGGGAAAUGAUAGGAGGAAAGAAUGGGCAUCCCUAGGCAACCUCGGCAAGGAGGAGGCCAUGGUGGAGUUUGUGAAACUGCUGAAUAAAUGCUGUAAUUUAUUUGCACCUUACGUCACGUCACACAAAAUUGAGAGGGAUGAACAGGAGCGGAAAAGGAGAGAGGAGGAAGAGCGACAACGCAGGGAAGAAGAGGAGCGCGAGCGGCAGCGGCUGGAGGAAGAGCAGCGGCGCAGGGAGGAAGAGGAGCGGCUGCAGAGGGAGGAAGAGGAGAGGAGGCAGGCACAGGAGGAGAGGCUCCGUAUGGAGCAGCAGAAGCAGCAGAUCAUGGCCGCACUGAACGCCCAGACGGCGGUGCAGUUCCAGCAGUACGCGGCCCAGCAGUACCCAGAGAACCCCGAGCAGCAGCAGGUUCUGAUCCGCCAGCUGCAGGAGCAGCACUACCAGCAGUACAUGCAGCAGCUCUACCAGGUGCAGCUGGCCCAGCAGCAGGCUGCUCUGCAGAGGCAGCAGGACGACGCCGUCGUGGCCGUGUCAUCAGCGGAGGUCGCCGUGAGCGCGGCGCCCCCUGCUGAACCCGACACACCGACGCUGAACGGUCAGCCGGACGAGCACUCGGAGAGCCUGGACCGGGAGCCGGAGGCGGAGCUAGGCGAGGAGCUGACGGAAAACGGACCAAUAGCUCAAAGAGGAGCCACCCCGGUCUUCGAGGACCAUGUUCCUGCAGGUACAUAUGGUUUAGCAAGUGACCAAGAACCAGACCCCGCCCCGGUGAUCGCCGCGCCCUCCAUGUGGACACGGCCCCAAAUAAAGGACUUCAAGGAGAAGAUCCGGCAGGACGCGGACUCGGUGAUCACGGUGGGCCGUGGCGAGGUGGUGACGGUGCGAGUCCCCACGCACGAGGAGGGCUCCUACCUCUUCUGGGAGUUCGCCACCGACCACUACGACGUCGGCUUCGGCGUCUACUUUGAGUGGACCAACUCGCCCAACACCGCCGUUAGCGUGCACGUCAGCGAAUCCAGCGACGACGAAGAGGACGAGGAAGGUGCGUCUGAUACGAUGACAUCUAACAAAUCACAAUUUGGGGAGGCCCAGAGCGAGGAGGAAAAGGCCAAAAAGAACGCGAACAAGCCGCAGGUGGACGAGAUCGUGCCGGUCUACCGGCGAGACUGCCACGAGGAGGUGUACGCGGGGAGCCACCAGUACCCCGGCAGAGGGGUGUACCUGCUCAAAUUCGACAACUCCUACUCCCUCUGGAGAUCGAAAGCCGUCUACUACAGAGUCUACUACACCAGAUAAGCCAGGAGGAGGAGCAUGCUGGCGCGGGGUGGGGCAGGGAGAGGGCUGGCUGUGGGCCAGGGCCUCUCCCCGUCUCGGCGUGGGAAGGGGCGGGGCGUGGAGGACACACUGGCACGCCUCACUCGAGAGGGUGUCUCGUUCGGCUUUCGAGGAGGGGGAAAUUGAUUCUGCGUUCCCAUUCACCGUCUCUCUUUCUCUCUCUCUCUGUCUCUCUUUCUCUAUCUCUCGUUCUCUAUACUCUCUCGAUAGCAGCCUGAGGUUCAUGGGUCUCUGUUCAGCGAAAACACUGCCUUACCUUUGUCCAAAAGGAGCGAGCAUGACUCAUUAACACGCCUGACACCAUAUUAGUUCUUUACUGCAUGAUCUCAUGAGUAUCUGCGUUUGUCUGUGAAUGGUCCGCAAAUGGCUUUUGGCGGUGAUACGUAUUUUGUACUAGCAGAGUCAGCCGUGAUGCACGAUAUUGAGUUUACCAUGCUACUGAAGAAACAAGGAAGCAGUCCCUAUGAUGACGAUGGAUUGAAUUUCAUUUUUUUUUUUUGUGUCUGAUUAGUGUGAUUAAUAACGAACGUGCGGGAGUGGGUAUGGAAGGAGGAAGAAUUAUGAAGUAAAUCAGUAGGUCUCACAUGAAAUAUCCUGGAUUGUGGAACAUGUUUUAUCCCAACUACACUACAGCCAUUGAAGUCAGGAAGCAAAAGCUUGACGGUGAACCAGGUAUACGUUUGAGUUGUGCAAGUGCGUGCAAAUUUGGGUCAUGCUCUCAGGCUGUGAACAUAACAGAAAAGGGGUGGGUUUCAUUGUUUUUCUUCUUUUUUAAAAAUUUUUUAAAGCAUCUGAUUGGUUGUUGUCAGUAUGGUCCUCUUGGCCUCCUGUAGUGGUCAGACCGUGAGAAACACAGGCCUGUUGAACCCGAGACCGAUUCUGAUGUUUAACCAGCAGCACUGCAGAAGAUCACAGACUAAACGUAACUCGAAACGUGUGGCAAAAACUAACAAGCUCCCCCCAUGUCCCCAAACGUGAGUAGCACAGUGCAGCACAAACACCCUCAGAGGAAAAGAGGCAGGGCUCCCCCACUCUCACACUGACGAGUCCUUACACUGUACUCUUGCUUUCUCGCCAUUUAGUUUCAGAAGUGCGCUUUCUCUUACAGCGUCUGAUAUAUGUGCGUGUUCUGUUUGAGCACUCAGCAAUGGGGGAAAAAGGACUGUCUUGCGUUUAACUGGCGAUAUAGAGGACAGCGUCGGAGCUGUAGGUUGCCGUAACGUUCGGAGCAGCCAUCCGCAGGUCUCUGGUUGCCUCCAGCAGGAAAGGUUUGUACUUCCAGCCCCCACUGAAGGUGUAAUGUUUGUUAUGGUGGUCUUCAAGCAAGUGUUGAAAAUUCAAAUGUCAAAUAACAAAGACAUUCAAAUAUCAAAAUACUUUUCGCAUUUUUCUCUCACCACAAGUAUUGUAGUUUUCUGGCAUAACUAAUGCAAGGUAUGAACUGGUAUUUGGGAUGUCUGUCCCAUAAAGUAGUGGUGGAGCCAAGUUAGAAUGUAGGAACUCUGCACUAGAAUGCCAGUAAUUUAUACAUAGUCUCCUUUAGGACUUGUGCCUGCCCAAACAGCCAGACUGGAUCCAAUACCUCUCUGUCAAUCUCUGUAAUACAGCGAUGAAUGCAUGGCGUCUUUACCCAGAAUUUCUAUGGAAACAGUGAGUGUGUAUGCAAGUAGUGUAAUAGGUCAUGGUGCUUCAUAUGGAAUGGUUUGAAUAUGAAUGAAAGCAAUGUGCAGGAGGGAUGCAAGACUGGAUGUAGUACAUCUGUUAUGCACAUCCCAGCCCCCCUUGCCUCUGGAUUCUGUCUUCCAUUAUUCUUUGAUGUCUGCCAUGCUUAGUCAUGUUACCCAAAGUAAAAACUGCACUUUGCACCAAAAAUGCUUUGAACGCACUGAAUCUGAUGCUGGGAUUGCAGUUUUCUGCUUUCUGUUGCCUCUGUGUUCCUUUGGCACAUAAACAUAACGAGAUACCAGACCUUCAGGCCCACAAGUCAUCAUUUCUUGGCAAAACAUCCUAUGGAAGAUUUUUUUUUAAAACCAUUUUUAUGGUGCCUGUAGACUUUCUUGUCCAUGUUGUGUUGGUGUUCUUAUUUUCACCAGUGGCUGUUCCACAUUUAAUUGUGUUAAGCAGGUUAGGAUGAAUGCCCCUCGGUCUGUGUUUGACUGCCUUGCAUUCUGCUGUUGGCUUUGGGAGGUCAGAAUCUUCCCAGUAUCCUCUAGUGCAUCGACUUGGUUUCGCACCCUGUGCAAUGACACAAAAUCACCUCAUUAUUGAAGAUGAUUUAGUAGUAUCGGUUUACCAUAGCAACAUCACUUAUGGCUAGAAACAGCUAUUUUGUUUUAAGGUCAUAGACAAAAGAAUAUCUACUUCAUAAAGCCAAUGUGUUGAGUGUGGUUGAUAUAUUUCAGAUUGCAGCUUUCUUUUUUUUUAAAAUCAAGAACUUGGUAUUAUAAUAUCUAGUGUCAAAUGCUUAGAGGUGGUUUUGCUAUUUCUUUUUUUCUGUUUGACAUCAGAUGUCCAGUGUAUCUAGCCCAGCUGUUACAUUUUGGUUUCAUUAAGCCAAUAUAAGAUACAUUCAUGGAAUUUCAGCCAUCCAAAAAAAAAAAGUCCUUUCAGAAAAUGAAAUCUUGUCUUUGUUCGUGUUGCUCAACAGCUGUUCCUCAUACGUCCUUGAAAGCGCACCUUUUAAGCAAGCUUUGCGUUCUAGGCUUAUUCUUGUUUCCAUUCAUGUCAGCUUUGGCACCAAGACAUCUAUGGUUGUCUCAUGCUUACCUCCAAAAUGUGGACGUUUCCUGGUUGAGGCUGAAUGAUUUUUUUGCACCCUCCUCAAGUGUGAAAGAAGCCCCUCGUUUUGGGUCUGGCCUGCGAUUGGCUGGUGAACUAUGGCUCAAAUAGUUUAGUUGAGCCUGGUUCAUAAUGCUUUGUUGUC
This is a messenger RNA of Anguilla anguilla (European eel), 4704 nucleotides long. It is a transcript of the gene acbd3, whose product is annotated as acyl-Coenzyme A binding domain containing 3. Gene Ontology annotation, molecular function: fatty-acyl-CoA binding. The transcript has 9 exons. Gene Ontology annotation, cellular component: Golgi membrane. The record is from RefSeq and is a predicted model, not a curated record. NCBI's taxonomy places the organism in Eukaryota, Metazoa, Chordata, Actinopteri, Anguilliformes, Anguillidae. The coding region runs from base 48 to 1742 and encodes 564 amino acids.